CAUCACCGGCUCCAUUUUGCUGCUGCGGUUAGUUGUUUAGCUGCGUGUCGUUGGUGUGUGGAUCCGUUAUUCGAGCAAAAAAUCUGUUUAAAACCGCGGAAAAGGGUGAAUUUCCCCCGGCAAUGGACGGCAUUGCUAGUGAUGUUGCAGUUGGUGUAAAGAGAAGCUCAGAUGACCUGUUGUCCGGCAGCCUCUAUAACAGUCCUAACUCUUCUGUGACCGCGAAUGGAAGUGACAGCAAAAAACUGAGGGUGGAGGACAGCAUGGACAGCCCCCCUUCCAGAGUUAUUCACAUCCGCAAACUUCCAAACGAAGUUUCCGAGACAGAGGUCAUCGCCCUGGGCCUGCCCUUUGGGAAAGUCACCAAUAUCCUGAUGCUGAAAGGCAAGAAUCAGGCGUUCCUGGAGCUCGGGACAGAAGAAGCAGCAGUGACGAUGGUGAACUACUACACGGCAGUGACGCCUCAAGUGAGAAACGUCCCCGUUUUCAUCCAGUACUCCAACCACAAAGAGCUGAAGACUGACAGUGCUCUCAAUCAGCGUGCCCAGGCUGUGCUGCAGGCGGUUUCUGCCGUCCAGGAAGGCGGCUCUCCGAGCUCGGACACGGCGGGAGACAGUAUUUUAUCACCUGCACCCAGCCCAGUCCUGCGCAUCAUCAUCGACAACAUGUUCUACCCGGUCACCCUGGACGUCCUGCAGCAGAUCUUCUCCAAAUUUGGCACUGUUAUGAAGAUUAUCACAUUCACUAAAAACAAUCAGUUCCAGGCGCUGCUGCAGUUCAGUGAUCCGGUAAACGCCCAGCAGGCCAAACUGUCUUUGGAUGGACAGAACAUCUAUAAUUCCUGCUGCACGCUGCGCAUUGACUUCUCCAAGCUGGUCAACCUGAACGUUAAAUACAACAACGACAAGAGUCGAGACUACACUCGGCCGGAGCUGCCUGCAGGGGACGGACAGCCUCCUGUAGAUCCCUCGAUGGCAGCUGCUCUCAGCAAAGACUCCACCUCCCUGCUCGGUUCUCCAUCCGGAAUGGUAACUUCCUACUCUAGUGCUGGAGCAUAUCCAUCUUCUCUAGGUGCGAUUAGUCCUCUCAGUGCUGCGGCUGCAGCAGCGGCGGCAGCUGGCAGGGUGGCGCUGUCAGGACACUCCGGCGGUGGCGGGGUGUUACUGGCCAGCAAUCUGAACGAUGAGAUGGUUACGCCCCAAAGUCUCUUUACCCUCUUCGGUGUGUAUGGGGACGUGCAGCGCGUGAAGAUCCUCUACAAUAAGAAGGACAGUGCUCUCAUCCAGAUGGCAGAUGGAAACCAGGCGCAGUUAGCUAUGAGCCACCUGAACGGCCAGAAGAUGUACGGGAAGAUAAUACGCGUGACCCUUUCAAAGCACCAGACAGUGCAGCUUCCCAGAGAAGGUCUUGAUGAUCAGGGCCUCACUAAAGACUUCACCAACUCUCCUCUGCACCGCUUUAAGAAGCCCGGCUCCAAGAACUUCCAGAACAUCUUCCCUCCUUCAGCCACCCUCCACCUCUCCAACGUCCGUGACGAUGUGACCGAGGAGGACCUGAGACUCCUCUUCUCCAACUCUGGAGGCACAGUAAAAGCAUUUAAGUUCUUUCAAGAUCGUAAGAUGGCUCUGCUGCAGAUGUCCACAGUGGAGGAGGCCAUCCAGGCCCUGAUCGACCUCCACAACUACGACAUGGGCAGAGGCCACCGCCUCAGAGUCUCCUUCUCCAAAUCCACCAUCUGAACAUCUGACCAUCUGAAGAACAUCAGAUCAUGCUCUGUAGCUGCACCCUUCACUCCCCACCCACUGCAGAGCAUAGAGUGAAAUCCAUGUUGUAUCAGUCAUUCCUGAAGACCAUAUCACUAUAUCAUUAACACACGGCAUAGUGUUCAUAGAGUCUCCUCUCUGUACAACCUGCUCCUCCUCGUCAUUCGUGCGUCGGGCCAGCUGUUCUCCCCACGACAAAAAGGUGCCUUACGUACACAAAACAGCGUCAUCUACUGUUUGUAAUUUGCAUACUCGUGAACUGGCGGUAGAAGUGUAGGCACGUUACGUUCUUUUUUUUUUCUGUGAAUGUUCUGUAGGAUUUUAAAUGUGGUACUUUUUCUGGUUUUUGUUAGUAUUGAAGCAUUUUAAAUGCCCUUUCACACAGAGUCUGACAUUUGUUUUGGUACUGUGCAUCAUAAACGGGGAUAGAAUCUCUGUUUCUCUCGUAAAUGUCCACUCUUUCUGUUUCUCUGCUUCCUGUCUGCUUUAAAUCUCUUUACUUUUCUCCUCCACACAAGUGCUCAUUAGCAAGGGAAGCUAACGUUAUGUGUGGUUCAGCUGCAUAAGGUCACUGUAAAGAAAUCACUGGCAUCUUUUCUUUAAAGCGGCAGUCUGUAAGUUUUGGUGAGAGUGUGUAAUUGCACUGAGCAUGCUGAAAAGUACUAUUAAAAUCUGGAUCUGCUGUCUUUUAACUUUUUUAAGUUCUAAAUCUGUAUUUCUUUGGUUUAACGAUGCUUAAAUCAGUAGAUGAUGACAGAGUUUGAUGUUUUGGUGUUUCCAUGUUUGCAGUAGCUUUUGUAUCGGCGCCAUUAGCAACACCAUGGUUGCUAAGGUAACCAACAAAAGCUGUUAAAAUCAGAUAAAGGUUCUGAGACAUACCGGACACCCCGUUUUUUUUAUUUUUUAUUUUAUUUUUUUUUUAUUCAGAAUGAAUAUAUGUGGCUUUGCAAGAAUGCAAAAAGUAGCAGAAUUACAUUGGUGCAAUUUUUUACUUUAAUAUUUUGCCAUCUCUCCGACUGUUGCUUUAACUUCCAUGUGUUCAGUCUGAU
This is a messenger RNA of Astyanax mexicanus (Mexican tetra), 2812 nucleotides long. It is a transcript of the gene ptbp2b, whose product is annotated as polypyrimidine tract binding protein 2b. Gene Ontology annotation, cellular component: nucleus. Gene Ontology annotation, biological process: mRNA processing; regulation of RNA splicing. Bases 123 to 1739 code for a protein of 538 amino acids. The transcript is spliced from 15 exons. Gene Ontology annotation, molecular function: mRNA binding. The record is from RefSeq and is a predicted model, not a curated record. NCBI's taxonomy places the organism in Eukaryota, Metazoa, Chordata, Actinopteri, Characiformes, Acestrorhamphidae.